AUGGAUAACGACAUGGAUAAGGCCCUUCACGCGGGCCUCCAAGCGGACGUACAGGAUGUAGACUCGGGCUUUCGAAACCCCAAUCUCGAGCCUCACCACGACCUUCAUCACCUCUCCCAACAUAAUAAAAAUCAGCGCCCUUACGAUCACGAUAACGACCACAAUCGUCGCAUCGACCACACCACUGACCUCAGACAAGACUAUCUCAACGAUCAGCUAUCUCACGACCGCCGUCAUUACCUCCCCGAUUCUUCGCCUUCCGCCGCUCCUGCAUCUCAUUUCGACCAACGUAGCGCCUCUUCCCGUCCUCCUGUGCCUCACGCCGACGAGUACGAUUCGAUUUCUACAGGAGCCCACCAUGCCUUCGCCCCCGUAAACCCCGACGACUUCUACAAAAGCUAUCGGGGAACGUACCACAAUAAUCAAGAGUCCCUCUCUAUCGGUGCCUCGGCAUUGCGUCCAUCAUUGCGCUCCAACGGUGAUGGCUUAAUGCCAAAACUUCAUAUUACAUCGCAAACAGAGAUCAAUAUGCGUUCCACGUCAAAUCCUGUCGACAACAGGCCUGCUCUUCCUGGCUACAAACCCACUGGAACUCACCCCAGUGUGAGGGAUCUGAAAAGGCGCUUCGACCAGAAUGGUGCUGCACCUUCAUCAAUUCCCCGUGCCCCGGCGCAUACGGGAGCUGCAGCUAAGAUUAGGCAAGAUGUUGGUGUCAGUCCACAACCGCGAAAUGGUGCAACGUCUUACUCGACAUUACGUGAUGGUUCAAACUCGUUCAGCAAGCAAACAAUGUCCUCAUCAGCCCGCUCCCAGAGGUCAAGAUAUGUUGCCGAGGACCAGGUCUCGAAUAAUUCUCAGUCUUUUGCCAGUCGUAUAGGGAAACCGCGAAGUACUGCUAGCGGAAACUCAAAUGCCUCCAAACCCACGUCCAACUUGGCGCCAGAGUCUCCACCACAACAACCGACUUCUUCUUCUAUCUCCCCCACACCUUCGCGUUCUCAAGGCUUGCUUUUCGGCGAGAUUCUUCCCGAGCAACACAAUUUUCCCACCGCUGGCUAUGGAAUUGAGGGCGUUCGCCCAAGAAGGACAUCUGAAUCCAGCUUACACCAUCCAUUUAGCCAUCAAAGAAGCCUAUCUGAUCCACCAGAUGUCGCCGAGCCUUCGUCCCCAAGUAUCUGGUAUCGUAGCCUCAACGGCCACGAUAACAACGGGCAACCUACCCAGGCCCCUCAAAAAGGCCACACACGGUCACAUAGCGACAUCCCAAGAUCCCCUUCAGUACCUCCGGUCUCUCGUAAAACCCCUUCUCGAAAAUCACCGACGACCAAUACCUCGAGUGCUGGAUCUACAUCCAAACUGCCACGCUCUGUGAGAAAAGUGAAUAGCCCCAGUGAUUCAACACCUUCGACGCGUUCGAACUCACCAGCUCUCAAACGACCGCAAGUGAAUGGCCGAACAUCAAGGGCAGGAAAUCCGACGACAAGGGCAAAGACUCCAACUCAAAGCGGCGUUGCUCGAAAGGCGGCACCUCGAACUCUGGUCACACCAACGAACAACAAUCGCCUUCAGGCAAAUAUCAUAGCGCCUCCCCCGAAGCUGUCCCCUCCUCUCAGAAGUUCUCGGCCUCGUCAACCCGUUUCCGUGGCUACAACGGCAAGCUCUCGGAUGAGGGCAGUGGAAAGGGCUAGGUCACCAAAUCCUACAUCCAUUCCGCAGUCCAGGAUAGCUGAACCAUCAUCGCGCCGGCGGAAGAUCUCUGUAGGACCGAUUGAUUUUGAACAGCGACGAGAACAUAUCCGACUAGCUUAUACGAAGUCCAUUCGAGAAAGCCAAGCGCUCGAGGCACGACAAAAGGCAGUAGACCGAAGGCGGAGGGAAAUGGAGGCUGCUGCCAGGGCCAAGGCUACUGCCACUACUUCUUCAAACUCGAAUUCACCAUCUGUUACGCCAGAGCCUAAUGCUACAGAGUCUACAGAGUCACCGAUCCCCGCCGAUAUUCCACCAGUUCCGCCCCUUCCAGAUGACCAUUUAGUAUCGUCAGAGUUCAGGAUUGGUAGUGGGCGAAGUUUGAGCCCGGAGGUUUCAAGUGCCACAGAAGUGCAAAAUGCCUUGAACGUGGUUGACCUCUCAGAUACUAUUGCAUUCCCAGGUAGCCAUGAGGUGUCUUACGAUCAACCUGAUGGAGAGCCACGCCGAGAUCAACCUUCACCGUUUCUGGAUGACCCAACGAUGAGUCCGGUUGACAUCGCAAUGGCACUACCACCAGCGUCAUUGAUGCUCACUGCGACCUCCCAGGCAACUUUUACCGACGAGUCAUCGGCUCAAGACUUUGAUUCACCCACCCUGGGUGUUCCUGGCAGCUUUCCAGCCCUCAGCCCUCCUAUUGGUGAACCAGAGCGACCACCAACUGCCGAUUCGAUAGCAUCAGAAACAACAGAGUUCGAUAACGAACCUCAAAUUACCCCUCCAAGGUCCUCACAGACGCCGCUCGAAGUUCCCAUCACGGUUGUCAAGCCGCCCAGUCCACAAGCACAGAAGUCUGCAUCUCCUCCGAAGGCCGAGUAUCAUUACCCGUUCGAGGAUGACCCUGACUCGCCAGUUCGACCAAAAUCCGCAUCCAAUACCGUUGAUGUAGCUGAACACGCAUUGUCGAAGCAUGAUGAGGUUAUUACGCCUUUCAUCCCUGGAGCAUUCGAUAUUCAGGCCAAAGCAGACGUGCCCCAACCAGGUGUUGAGUCCUACAAAACUACAAUCACCGUUCUGCCACCCAAUGACGAACCAAGAGCGGCUGAAAGCCUUGAAGAAACGGUCCCAUUCCCACGAAUUGAGCCCCAAUAUGAAUCAGACUGCCAUUCUGAUUCGGAAUACGAUGAAGCAACGAGGCAGUAUCGCCGCUUUCAUGACGAUGAUGCUUUCACUGACAGUUGUACCGAGGACGCAGAAGAGGCCGGCAGAAACGACUGUAGAUCAGAGGUCCCGUCCGACGACCAAUUCUCGUCACAUCGUGCCUCGACUUGUGAAUCUCUGGAUACCAACAACGAGCCUCAUUAUGCUUAUGAUGAACAGCAGCGGCCGGAGAUUUCAACAAAUCUUAUGGUACCGACUUUGUCAACGACGAAUAGAACAAGUCAGCAGUCAGCGUGGACUGACUUUUCGAUCAAUAGUGGCGACGUGUCUCCAGCGGGGCGCUCACCAGUGUUUCCCGAUGAUGACGAGAACGAAACUGGAGAUCAUGGCCAUGUUACAAUCUUUGAAACAACAUCUAUCCAUCGAAAUAGCCGACCUGUCGAGCGACCUUUGGAAAUUCGCAACAGUCAACCGGAGAUCCGACCCUCUACCGACUUGACCCAGUCGCCGUAUCUAAGUCAUCAACUCCCGGAGCUAGACACUGGAGAUGGGUUUUCCAUUCCUUAUCUUUCCAACAGAGCCAGCAAGAGCUUCUCGUACUUCCCAUCCCCUAAUCACGAACCUCCCCCCAUACCGGCUUCAACAUCCGGCUCCGCUUGCAAUUCGCAACGAGCAUCAGGUGUUUAUUAUGAGCAGUCCCAAAGUGGAAGCACAUUUGUCAAUUCUGAAAGAGGGUCGCAAGAUUACAUUCCCAUGAUGACCACGCCUCAAUCGAUGGACACCACAUCCCUGUCAACCCAUAAUCAGUAUUUCGCGGAUGCAACCACUUUGAACGGAGAUGCAAACUCCGAAACAUAUGAUAAACAGGGUCCAACAGGAAAGGAAAAGCACCGACUUGUUCAACGACGCAACGUUAUAAAAGAGCUUGUUGACACUGAAGCUGUGUUCGUGCGCGACAUGAAUAUUGUCGAAGAGAUAUACAAAGGGACAGCAGAGGCUUGCCCAAAGCUCGACGCCAACACUGUGAAGCUCAUCUUCCGGAACACGGAUGAGAUCAUUGCAUUCCACACCUCCUUCUUUGCGCAGAUCAAAGAGGCAGUUCUAGCUGUUUACACGAUGCAGAGCCGGCGGUCUGCGCUUGCUAGGGAAGGCACAUUGAUAUCGGAGCCCUCGCAGUUUAAUCCUGCUGAUAUUGAUGAUACCAAAGAUCGCUCCGUCCUGAUCGGCCCUGUUUUCAAAGCCAAUAUGGAGAAGAUGAAGCUCGCUCAUGAGGGCUUCUUGAGGAACAGUGAUGGGGCAGCCAAACGACUCAUCCAGAUACAACAGGAUCCCACGGUGAAAGUCUGGCUCAAUGAAUGUAACGAAGUUGCGAAGGACCUGACUGCAGCAUGGGACCUGGACUCACUCUUAAUUAAACCAAUGCAGCGCAUCACCAAGUAUCCAAAUCUCAUUAUAACGCUGUUGCAGCACACCCCACAGGAUCAUCCCGAUCGAGAAGGCCUAAUUGAGGCUAAAGAGAUCCUCGAGACGGCCAUCAUCGAGAUCAACAAAACCAAAAAGAACUUCGAACUUGUCGGCCAGAUCGUCGGCAGAAAGCGAAAGGAAUCCGAUGUUAAGGCAGGAUUCGCGCGCGCAUUCGGUAAAAGAGUCGACAAGCUCCAAGCGUCAGGUACCCGAACAAGUGAAGAUUCCGAAUAUGCCAAAUUGAACGAGAAAUUUGGCGACGAUUAUCUGCGACUACAAGUUGUCCUCCGAGAUGUCGAAUUCUACACGAGGCAGGUAUCUGCCUAUGUCCACGAAUUUUUGCAGUAUCUGUCGUCCAUUGAAUUGGUGAUGAGGCUACAGCCAGGAAACCAUCCUGAGCUUGAAAGCAAGUGGGUCCAGUUUAAUAUCUCGAUGCGAGAUCUUGAAAAGGUUGCGCUUGAGGAACAUUUAUCGCAAGUCCGAAAACAUGUCAUUGAGCCGUUCGAACAUGUUAUCAAAGCCUAUGGUAACCCGUCUUUGGCAAUGAAAAAACGCCAAAAGCGCCGCGUGGACUACGAGCGAUACGAACAGCUAAAGCGCGCGGGCAAAAGUAUUGACUCCAAACUCAACGAACUUGUUGAGCAGUACGAUGCUCUGAACGAUACGCUGAAGAAAGAGCUCCCCAAGCUGUCUGCUUUAACUGAAAAGGUGGGCAACAUCUGUCUGGGUAACUUUGUCAACAUCCAAACGAGAUGGUAUGGGAUAUGGAAGGACAAGAUGAAACUAGUUUUGGGCGACUGUCCUGAUAUGCCGGAUCUUAAGGAGGUCGUGGCAACUUUCCAACGCGACUUCCCCUAUCAACAGGAGCAGUUAGCCAGUAUUGGUAUCCUCAAUCCCAUGUAUCGGGGUCGAAUUUCUCAGUCAACCACACGGAGUACCGAAGAGUCAUCAUCCAUGAGGAUGCGAUCACGUCCGUCUGAGAGUGAUUCGCGGGGUCGAGGUCACUCAAUCAGCGGUGAACAGGCCCCAAGCGUUCCUGCACCCGAAUUCACAAAACGCCACAGCGGUUCGUAUACUGCAUCGCCUACAGGUGUCACUGCUGGGAACAUCCCUAGUCCACAUCAGUAUUAUUAUCGUGACUAUUAUUCGGGUAUCGGGAACCACCAGCAGGGCACUGCAUCUCCUCUCUCUCCAGAUCUUCCUGGUAGCACGCGAUCAUUCGCCGCCUCUACGAGACCCAGUACAGGCAGAAGUUUUGACUCUGGGGGACUUCCACGACAGAGCUCAGACUCAGCUACACAACAGCUCCGAGACUCCCAUACGACCUACAGUUCACAGAAUCAAUCUCAAGAGGGCCGACGGUUUUCGGGGCUUUUCCACUCAGCUUUGCCACCAGCUGACGGACCUGAGGAUAGUGCUCGAUCGUCUCGGGCAUCUUCAAGGGAGCGAGGACCCACAGACGACGGGUACAAUGUGCUUUGGCUAGCGGCUUCCCUCUUUGAGUUCAAUAUUGCAACGACAAAACACGAAGCUGGUUAUCCGUACUUGGUAUAUCAGGCCGGCGAAAUCUUCGACGUCCUCGGUGAGAAAGGAGAGCUCUGGUUAGCAAAGAACCAGGAUGAUCCGGACGAUCGCGUCGGGUGGAUUUGGUCAAAGCAUUUUGCCAGGCUCGCUGAUUCAUAA
Fusarium proliferatum ET1 is the source of this 5994-nucleotide messenger RNA. RefSeq lists its product as uncharacterized. Lineage: Eukaryota; Fungi; Ascomycota; Sordariomycetes; Hypocreales; Nectriaceae. The record is from RefSeq and is a predicted model, not a curated record. The coding region runs from base 1 to 5994 and encodes 1997 amino acids. Gene Ontology annotation, cellular component: cytoplasm. The transcript is spliced from 3 exons. Gene Ontology annotation, molecular function: guanyl-nucleotide exchange factor activity; protein binding.